Messenger RNA from Myiozetetes cayanensis, 832 nucleotides. RefSeq names its product syncollin (gene SYCN). Bases 49 to 561 code for a protein of 170 amino acids. NCBI's taxonomy places the organism in Eukaryota, Metazoa, Chordata, Aves, Passeriformes, Tyrannidae. The record is from RefSeq and is a predicted model, not a curated record. Gene Ontology annotation, cellular component: secretory granule membrane. The transcript has a single exon. Gene Ontology annotation, biological process: exocytosis.
CACCUGUGUGCUUUCCAUGUCCCUUCCUGGGGGUGGGGGGGGUGUGGAAUGUGCACACCUGUGUUCCCUCCCAGGUGUGUCCCCGCCCACCCCCUGUGGCCUUGGGGGCUCAGGUAUAUCCAGGGGGCCUUCGGUGCCCGGGAGGCCUCAGCGAUGGCGUCGAUGCUGCUGGUGACACUGGUGGCCUUGGUGGCCGUGCUGGGUGGGGGGGUGGAGGCCCAGUGCCCUGCCCCCGCCGACCUGCGCACCGACAACGGCACCCGGAUCUGCGCCCAGCUCUACAAGGACGACAGCCCCUACUACGACCAGUGCUGCGCUGGCGACGUGCUGGUGGUGGAGCCCAACAGCGACGUGCCCUACAUGCCCCGUGGGUGGUCCGGCCAAGCGUCCUCCCUCGUGGUGGGCACCCGCUGCGAGCUCAGCGUGUGGUCACGCAGGGGCAAGAGGGGCAACACGCGGCGCUUCAGCGCCGGCGCGGUGCCGCGGCUGCAGGAGGUGCGCCGGGGGCUCUUCGGAGACUGGAACGACGAAAUCCGCGGGUACUACUGCACCUGCAAGUGAGGGCGUGGCCGCGCGGGCAGGGGGGCAGAACCAGGGGGGACAACGUGUCAACGUGGGCCAACGCGAGUCAACGCGAGUCAACGUGGGCCAAGACACAGCAACGCGGGCCAACACAUGACAACGGAGGCCAAGACAAGUCAACCUCGGCCAAUGUGAGUCAACACAAGCCAACGUGGGCCAUGCCCCGCCCCUUGUGAGCCCACACGUGUCCCAUGGACCGACACGUGUCGACACUGCCAUGACCUGUCCCUGCCCCCUCUCCUGCAGCCAA